AUGAUCAUAGCGAGACGAACUAGGAGAAGUAUAGGAAGUUAUAACCUCCAAUCGAGAGGAUAUUUCUUUCUAUAUUUUUUGGUCCGUUCAGGGAGUGAUUCACCUACAACAGAUAUAUUAACUAAGGCUAUUAAAGAAGAAAUAAAAGAGAAACUAUCUAAAACUAAACUAGCAGAAGCACUUCGACGCAAAUUGAACAUAGGACAAGCGAACCCAUAUUUUCUACUUGCUUUGCCAAUAGUACGAAACGAGAGGAUACUUCUUUCUAUAUUUUGGUCCUUAAGUUCAGGGAGUGAAUUCACUGACCAGCAGAUGUAUCACUUUAACUAA
Molecule: messenger RNA, 330 nt
Organism: Funneliformis caledonium
Lineage: Eukaryota; Fungi; Glomeromycota; Glomeromycetes; Glomerales; Glomeraceae
Source: the annotation of a GenBank genome assembly